This is a messenger RNA of Phyllostomus discolor (pale spear-nosed bat), 2901 nucleotides long. RefSeq names its product bifunctional apoptosis regulator (gene BFAR). Gene Ontology annotation, cellular component: nucleus. Gene Ontology annotation, molecular function: protein binding; ubiquitin protein ligase activity. Lineage: Eukaryota; Metazoa; Chordata; Mammalia; Chiroptera; Phyllostomidae. The record is from RefSeq and is a predicted model, not a curated record. Gene Ontology annotation, biological process: proteasome-mediated ubiquitin-dependent protein catabolic process. The transcript is spliced from 8 exons. Bases 374 to 1726 code for a protein of 450 amino acids.
CGGGCACUCUCCUUCGCCGUCUUAAGUUACUUCCGGGAGUGAAGCUGCCAACUCCUCUUCUGCUUCCGCAGGGUCCAGGUAGGGGGCGACCGCCGGGUGAGCCUCGGGAUGAUCGCAGUGAUUUAAUGAUGCUCUGCAGCAGUUUUCUGAGUCUGAAAUUUUCUGUGCCUGUGGAUCCUAGAAUUUGCUAAGAGAUGGAGGAGUCUGAGCAAAAUGAUCUGAACACGAUGAGCCUUGAGAAAGAUGACCUUCUCAAGAGCACCAGCCCUCAGAUUUCUGUUAGCGAAUUUUCUUGCCACUGCUGUUACGAUAUCCUGAUUAACCCCACCACCUUGAACUGUGGGCAUAGCUUCUGCCGGCACUGCCUGGCUUUAUGGUGGGCCUCUUCGAAGAAAACAGAGUGUCCAGAAUGCAGAGAAAAAUGGGAAGGUUUCCCCAAAGUCAAUAUUCUUCUCAGGUAUGCUCCGUCCAUAAUGGUAGCACAUACAGCUUGUUCGAUGUGGUUUGUCUUAAUGGUGCAGCCAUGUUUGAAAAGGCCAGAGGCACAGAGCUGACCUCCACCGUGGUCAUUCUGGAUCUGCUGGAUGUGAAUCAGGGAGCUCAAGGACCUGAAAAUCCAGACUCCCUUCCUCAUAGGGAUGCCAUUGAAAAAUUAUUUCCUGAUGCCAUUAGAAUGCGAUUUGAAGACAUUCAGCAGAAUAAUGACAUAGCCCAGAGUCUCGCAGCUUUUCAGAAAUAUGGGAAUGAUCAGAUUCCUGUAGCUCCUAACGCAGGCCGAGUGAAUCAGCAGAGAGGAGGGGGAUUCUUUUCAGGAGUGCUCACAGCUUUAACUGGUGUGGCAGUGGUCCUGCUCGUGUAUCACUGGAGCAGCAGGGAAUCUGAGCAUGACCUCCUGGUCCACAAGGCUGUGGCCAAGUGGACAGCAGAAGAAGUUGUCCUCUGGCUGGAGCAGCUGGGCCCUUGGGCCUCUCUCUACAGGGACAGGUUUUUAUCUGAAAGAGUAAAUGGAAGAUUGCUUUUAACUUUGACAGAGGAGGAAUUUUCAAGGGCGCCAUAUACCAUAGAAAAUAGCAGCCACAGAAGAGCCAUCCUCAUGGAAUUGGAACGCGUCAAAGCCCUAGGCGUGAAGCCCCCCCAAAAUCUCUGGGAAUAUAAGGCUGUGAACCCAGGCAGGUCCCUGUUCCUGCUGUAUGCCCUCAAGAGCUCCCCCAGACUCGGUCUGCUGUAUCUCUACCUGUUUGACUACACAGACACUUUCCUACCCUUCAUCCACACCAUCUGCCCUCUGCAGGAAGACAGCUCUGGGGAAGACAUCAUCACCAAGCUUCUGGAUCUUAGAGAGCCCACAUGGAAGCAGUGGAGAGAAUUUCUUGUCAAAUACUCCUUCCUUCCUUACCAGCUGAUUGCUGAAUUUGCUUGGGACUGGCUGGAAGUCCAUUAUUGGACGUCACGGUUUCUCAUUGUCAAUGCCAUGUUACUCUCGGUUCUGGAAUUAUUCUCCUUUUGGAGGAUCUGGUCAAGAAGUGAGCUGAAGACUGUGCCUCAGAGGAUGUGGAGCCAUUUUUGGAAAGUCUCAACACAGGGGCUUUUUGUGGCCAUGUUCUGGCCCCUCAUUCCUCAGUUUGUUUGCAACUGUUUAUUUUACUGGGCCCUGUACUUUAACCCAAUUAUUAACAUUGAUCUUGUGGUCAAGGAAGUCCGACGGCUGGAAACCCAAGUGUUGUGAGUGGCACUGCUCAGGCUCUAAGGGACUCUUGCAGCCUCCCUGGCGGCUGAGCUUUGAUGCUUAAGUGAAGGGGCAGUGGGGUGAGAACUGACUUCCUGUUUCCUCUCCCUGGUAAACAAGGUGCUGCUUUCUCUGUCAAAGACAGUAACCAGGUCCUCUCUUCCCUCUGCUUGUGCCUUUGUGGCAGCAGGGACUCAUGUCCCAGAGCUGGGCCGACACAGCAGUAGCACCUCACACCUAGCCGCCUUGCUUACAGGAACUUAGGAGGCCCAAUCCACUGUGGCCUGCAAGGACCCAGGGUUCUCAGAAGAUGUGGUGUGGGGCCAGCAGAAGGCUGCCGCAUCAGCAAUCCUGCGCCCUCACUUCAGUGACUAACAGAAGCUUCCAGGGCAGGUUGGAGUCCUGAGACUGAGCCCGAUCAGGCUUGUUGGUGCCAGGCCAGUCCUCUUAAGUCUAGUAUAGGAAAAUGAGAGAUUUUGUCAUAGGCAUAGACAGUUGCACAUAAAAAAUACAGAGGAAAACCCAAAAGCCAAUAGACAAUUAUUGCAAAUGAGUUGCUAGGAAGUUGAAGAGUUAACUCUCUAAAGGAUUUGGUUUGAGACUAGAAUGAUGGUUAUUAGACUUAACCUGUUUCCAACUUUUGGUCAUUGAAAGUUUGGAUCCCUUUCUCGGGGUGGGGGGAGAUUGAGUGGGAUGCUGGGAUAUUAACGAAGGAUAAUUCACACCAGGCUGAGCUGCCUCAGUGCUACUUAAAAUUGUUUUUUUUGGGGGGGGGGGGGGGGGUUGCUUUGUUUGUUUUUAAGACUUUAAUCUGUAAAAUCCAGGAUAGUCCUUUUGUUCAAUGAAACAUUUUAUACAUUGACCUCACACUGUAUAAUUUUUAUCCUCUCAUUCUGGUGUAUAAAACAGCAAGUAUAAUUACACCAAAUGCUGUAAUUGUAAAUGUGAAUGAGAUGAACUAUGCCUCUUCCUUCUGGUUUGAAAACGGCAGGUGUGAAAUGGGACCCAUCUGAAGAUGGGCCCACAGAGAUAAGCUUGCAUCCAAAGUGUUUUUUUUGUGACUCCAUGAACCAUUCAUUAAUCCUUUGUAUCUUUGAAGAUUUCACUCAAACUUUGCAUCUGAAAGUUUGAAGAAAUUACUUGAAAUAAAAAUAAAGAUCUUUAAUAAAGACAAA